Messenger RNA from Puntigrus tetrazona (Sumatra barb), 1415 nucleotides. It is a transcript of the gene dpcd, whose product is annotated as deleted in primary ciliary dyskinesia homolog (mouse). Bases 48 to 647 code for a protein of 199 amino acids. The record is from RefSeq and is a predicted model, not a curated record. The transcript has 6 exons. NCBI's taxonomy places the organism in Eukaryota, Metazoa, Chordata, Actinopteri, Cypriniformes, Cyprinidae.
GCAACCUCUGGCGUGGGGUUGUUUGAGGAAAUGAAACUGAGUGAAGCAUGGCUGGGCGCUGGGCAGAUACUCUCAGGAAAGCCAAGAAAACUGCUUUAGUAUCUGAUGGGAAAAGGAAAGUUCACUAUCUGUUCGAGGAUGGCAGUGAGAUGGCUGAGGAGUAUGACCUGAAAACAGACGAACUUGUCUCGCGAAAGUGGCGGCAUAAAACCGCUUUUGGAGCCCAGGGACACUGGACGUUGGAAGUCGGUGAAACAAACCCAGACGGUGUCACCUCAGAUUUAAUAAAAGAGAGCAGUUCAAAUCCGUUGUUCAUGCGUAAGGACUCAAAGACCAGCUUCCAGUGGAGGAUCCGCAAUAUUUCUUACCCUGUAGAAGUUUACAGUGUGUCAGCAGAGUCGAUGGAAAGAUGUUGUGUCAUUCGAACCUCAAACAAAAAGUACUAUAAGAAGUUCAGUAUUCCAGAUCUCGACCGUUGCCAGCUGCCUUUGGAGAGCGCAGCCUUGAGUUUUACCCACGCCAACAACACUUUAAUCAUCAGCUACAAGAAGCCCAAGGAGAUUUUAACGCUGGAACAGGAGCUGCUUGGGGAACUGAAGAAACUGAAGGGGACAAGUGAAGGAGAUAUUGACUGUAAAACUCAGUGAACUGCUAUAGAUCCCGAGCCUUUGCAUUAUUGCUGUUAUUGUCUUCACAUUCUCACACUGGCAUGUUUCUGUAGCCUCGUGUGUCCAAGCAGCUCACUUUCACUUUUUUUUUUGGUCGAUGUAAAAUUUCAAAUGUCGUGCUUAUUAAUGUUACUACCGCACAAUUUUUGUUUUUGUCUUAAAUAAUACAUUGAAAUAAAUAUAAUAAUUUUUUAUUAUUAUUACUAUUAUUAUUAACAUUAUUAUGAGAAGUUUUCUUUAGUCCAGCUAUCUCCACGCUAUAGCUAAACAUAGACUUAAAAAAUAGCAGAUGCAUAGGAAAAACAAUAAAAUGAAAAAAUUCAUAAUCUUAAAAAAAAAAAUUUAAACGAAAAGAAAAGAGAAAAAUAUAUCAAUAAAAUGAUGCAGAACAAUCCUUAGCAUGCAGCAAAUGUACAGCUAAAGACAGUUAAUUGAAGCACAUCUAACAGUAGUACAUUUGCAUUAUUAUUAAAAAUUCAUCAUCAGAUUUCUAUUACAUGAAGGUCACUAACCAUGAGCCUCAAUAUUACUACCAUCUCGAAAUCACUUGAAGUGCAUUGUGGGAAAAUUCAACAUUUUCUUCAUUUGGGUUCCUUGACUUUAUCUGUAUUCACCUCAUGUUUAUGUAAGACGUUUGGCAUGGAACACAGUGCUGUUGUGUGUGUUUCUACUGUAACUAGUGUACUACAAACACAAACUCUUUGUUGGUUUAAGGCAAAGACAACAAUACCAUGUGAAUGUACUGUU